GAAAAAAAAACUCCCAGUCACCAAGCCACAAACACUUGUGCAUCCUCUCUUGGCCUCUCCUGUCCAAGGUCAGUCCCACCUUCCACCCAGGAUUUAAGUACCUCAGCCCCUAAUGUUAUCAUCCCCGAAACCUGCCCAAGGUCAUGCCCCUGCACAAGAAACUGGUAACACUGGCUACCAUGCAGAAGAACCGGCUGGCCGGAAGGCCUGGAAGAGAAUCUUCUGGCGGCAGAUCCUACUUGCACUUGGCCUCUUAGGCCUGUUUCUGUAUGGCCUCCCUAAAUUCAGGCAUCUGGAAGCCCUCAUCCCCAUGGGCGUCUGCCCUUCGGCCACAAUGUCCCUGCUGAGAGACAACUUCACAGGUGCCCUGCGUCCCUGGGCCCGGCCUGAAGUUCUGACCUGUACCCCCUGGGGGGCUCCCAUUAUUUGGGAUGGCACUUUCGACCCAGAUGUGGCCAAGCAAGAGGCUAGACAGCAGAACCUCACCAUUGGGCUGACCGUCUUUGCUGUAGGCAGGUACCUGGAGAAGUACCUGGAGCGCUUCCUGGAGACGGCAGAGCAGCACUUCAUGGCGGGCCAGAGCGUGGUGUACUACGUGUUCACUGAGCGGCCGGAAGCGGUGUCCCGCGUGGCGCUGGGCCCGGAACGGCGGCUGCGCGUGGAGCGCGUGGAGCGCGAGCGGCGCUGGCAAGACGUGUCGAUGGCGCGCAUGCGCACGUUGCACGCGGCGCUGAGCGGGCGGCUGGGCCGCGAGGCGCACUUCGUGUUCUGCAUGGACGUGGACCAGCACUUCAGCAGCACCUUUGGGCCCGAGGCGCUGGGCGAGUCGGUGGCGCAGCUGCACUCCUGGCACUACCACUGGCCGCGGUGGCUGCUGCCCUUCGAGCGCAACGCGCAUUCGGCCGCCCAGAUGGCGCGGGGCGAGGGCGACUUCUACUACCACGCGGCGGUGUUCGGGGGCAGCGUGGCGGCGCUGCGAGGGCUCACGGCACACUGUGCGCGGGGCCUGGCCUGGGACCGCGCGCGCGGCCUGGAGGCGCGCUGGCACGACGAGAGCCACCUCAACAAGUUCUUCUGGCUGCACAAGCCCGCCAAGGUGCUGUCGCCCGAGUUCUGCUGGAGCCCGGACCUCGGCCGGCGGACCGAGAUCCGCCGCCCGCGACUGCUCUGGGCGCCCAAGGAGUACCGGCUGCUGCGGGACUAGCGCCGCCGCCGGCUCCUGGCCCUCCGGCUUCUCCGCCGGCCCAGCCGGCCCGGCCUCACUCCCGCUCCCGGCGUCUUUGGCCCCGGGAAGGUGUGGAGUGGGAGUCACGAGAGGCAGAGAUCCUGAAACCGGGCGGGGCCUUCUGGACGCUGAUGGCGCUCUGGAGGGCAGAGAGAUACUGGAUACAAAGCCCUACCCGCUUCGUGUGCGCCAGUCCGUGGGAGUGGGAGGAGGCGGAGGGGCUCCUCGCCUUUGGGGAGCUCCUCACUUCGAGAGAAAAAUCCCCUUCCCUUAGCUUAGCAGUGAGCGAGGCACAACUGCAGUGGAGCCCCGAGCUAUCAGCCUGUAGACCUUUCACACCUGAGCCUGCAGAAUGCAGCUGGUGUCUCUGGAGAUGUUUUAGUCCCACCUGCAACCCCCUUUUUAAAUGAGGAGACUGAGACACAAAGAGGAAACAUAACUGGCCAAGGACACAGAGGGUCCGAGUCACUGUGAUGUCAGCGGCUGGAGAGGCGUGGCUGGCCCCUCGGGAUGUCUCUGGGCAGGAGCCACAGGAAGAAACACAGGUGGCACCCCGUCAUUGGCUCUGCCCUCUUACCUCCCCUGCUCAUAAGCACGGUUUGUACAUAUUUCAGUAAUAUUAUGAUAUAUUAUUCCUGUGCUGCGAGACAAAGUAGCAAACAUAAGAAGCCAUGUUUGCUCCUUUCCCUUGCCAGCAUAAUUUCACAAAGCCCUGACUGUGACAGCAUAUAGCUGUCAAAACAAAAAACACAGCUCCCCACGUCCCUUGCCAGAGUCACUAUAUUCCCUAAAAAAAAAUAAGUGACUCUAGAUAUAUCUCCAUAUAAGAUAAUGUCAGUUGGGGUUAGUGAUCAUGCUUCUAUAAACUAUAACCAGAUACACUCUUACACACAAACUUAGAUAUAAUUUUACGCAUACUGAAGCUUCACCACCUAUAUCUAAACUCUAAACUAAAAUACAACAUUCAGGCUGGGCAUAGUGGCUCAUGCCUGUAAUCCCAGCGCUUCGGGAGGCUGAGACAC
Nomascus leucogenys (northern white-cheeked gibbon) is the source of this 2247-nucleotide messenger RNA. The record is from RefSeq and is a predicted model, not a curated record. Lineage: Eukaryota; Metazoa; Chordata; Mammalia; Primates; Hylobatidae.